This is a messenger RNA of Microstroma glucosiphilum, 2119 nucleotides long. RefSeq names its product cysteine proteinase. Gene Ontology annotation, molecular function: zinc ion binding; cysteine-type deubiquitinase activity. The transcript has 5 exons. Gene Ontology annotation, biological process: protein deubiquitination. Lineage: Eukaryota; Fungi; Basidiomycota; Exobasidiomycetes; Microstromatales; Microstromataceae. Bases 50 to 2110 code for a protein of 686 amino acids. The record is from RefSeq and is a predicted model, not a curated record.
GCUCUACCACUCCUUUGGCGUCCAGACUGACCUGUUGGACAUCUCGAAGAUGUUCAGCUCGCCCUCUGUCAGUAGAGCUUCCUCGAUCGCACCUCCUCCCUCCGCACAUCGUGACAGGAGCCCCUCAACCUCCAAUCUCUCUAAGCCGUCCGCGGCACCACAAGUAGACUACCACCCUGGCUGUAGCCAUAUCGCCGCCCUCAGCCCUAGCGCACUCAAGCAGACCUUGCGGAGGUAUGCCAUCGGCCUGCGAUGGGGCAAGAGGGUGAGGCGAGGGGUGAUCACAAACGAGGAGGAAGUUGAGCAGGACGAGCAGGACCUCUAUGGAGGGUAUCACCACGACGAGACCCAGAAUGGCAAGCGGCGGAAGCUUCUUCCUCAUCCAACCUGCUCGAGCUGCUAUUCGGCCUUGCAGAGGCCUUACCUGUGUCUCGACUGCGCAUUCUCUGGCUGCUUCGUUGAUUCUUCCCGGCGGCAACCUAUCAAGCAGUCCUGCAUCGCUCGGCAUCUUCUCAGCUCGAAGCAUACAUUGGCAUUCGACAUCCAUACUGGUAGUCUCUACUGCUCAGGCUGCAAUAAUGUUAUCGCCGAUCCUCGUUUCGAGCUGAUGUUUCAUCAAGAACGCGGUCGAACAGCUGGUCGUAGCGUCGGACCGUUGCUUGGAGAUGACAAGGCGCUAGACGCCCUGUGCGAGCUGCCACAGAAUGCCAUCAGUACACGCAAUCCACGAGGGAUGCACAAUCUCAGCGCGACUUGCUUCCUCUCUGUCAUCCUCCAGAGCUUCCUACACAACCCGAUCCUGCGCAACUUCUUCCUCGCAGACAGGCAUAAUGCGGAGCUCUGCCCCACAAACGGUCUUGAGCCAUGCAUGGCUUGUGAGAUGGACAAAAUGUUCAGAGAUUUCUACGCGUACGAUGGUGAGAAGGCUACAGCCGCCUCUCCUGCUGAUCCUUGGGUGCCCUCUUCAUUCUUGUACACCAUCUGGCGGGCUCAAGAAUCAUCGGAGCUCGCUCAAGCGGGACAGCAGGACUCUCACGAGUUCUUCAUCUCCGCCCUCAACGCUCUACACAGCUGCCUCACUCAUCCCGACCGCCUCCCCUCCGCUCGCAAAAGCGAGGUACCUCAAUGGCAGAAUGAGAACGACGGAAAAGGGACGCACGAGGAUCAAAUUAGAGACGUCGAGUGGAGCUACGCGACCGAAGAGGGAAGAGAAGACGGUCAGCCACCUGACUUUGUGCACAAGCUGUGCGACUGCGUGGUCCACCGAGCCUUUGCCGGGGUCCUCCAAUCAGACGUGAGAUGCUUGGUGUGCGGUUAUCGGUCCUCUACGCACGACCCCGUCCUGGAUCUAUCGGUGGAUUUGAGGCCUCCUGGUCUGAUCGCGGAACAUAGACAACAUCUGCAGCACCAAGCUAGCCGAGAGCUGAGUGCAUUGCUAGACGAUGACGGCACCGAUGGUGGCGGCAGCAAGCACAAGAAGAAGAAGAAAGACAAGGACAUGAGUCCGCUAGUACCGUCGCGGGCCGAAGGCACCGCUAGCAAGAAGGACAAGAAGGGUUACAAUCCAUCGACUUCUACCAAUGGAGUCAAAUCUUCUUCUUUGUCCUCAGGCACAGACUCGCAAGACCUGCUGGACUGCCUGAGACGCUAUUGCACUUCCGAGCGUCUUCCUCCCUCAUCGUACACAUGCCCUCAAUGUGGUCCAGUAGAGGCCUCGAAGCAGCUAAGUCUGCGCCGCCUCCCACCAGUUCUAUGCAUUCAACUCAAGCGCUUUGAACACACGGCGACGAGCAGCUACAAGAUUGAGACAAAGGUGAAAUUCCCGAUGAAGCUGGAUGUCAGAGAAUUCGUCACACCGAGUGUUCUCGAGAGCCAAGACAGCAGGAGUGAAAGAAUUGCCAUAGACGGCUUCGUCUACGAUCUAUUCUGCGUCAUCGUCCACGAAGGUACGCUCAAUACAGGUCAUUAUUGGAGCUUCUGCAAAUGGCAGGACCAAUGGUAUCGUCUCAAUGACACUGAAGCUCGUCCAGCUACAGUGCAAGAGGUGUUUGAGAACGCCUACCAGCUGGUGUAUUCUCGCAGAGCGUUGGAAAAUGUGGUGUGUGCUUGAAGCGGACUU